This is a messenger RNA of Hypomesus transpacificus, 2032 nucleotides long. RefSeq names its product family with sequence similarity 185 member A (gene fam185a). The transcript has 8 exons. NCBI's taxonomy places the organism in Eukaryota, Metazoa, Chordata, Actinopteri, Osmeriformes, Osmeridae. Bases 244 to 1386 code for a protein of 380 amino acids. The record is from RefSeq and is a predicted model, not a curated record.
GCGCAACCAAGGGCACAUGUGAUAACAGGGGACACACGCUGAACAUGUUACCUAAAGGAGUUGCUGCCAAGCAGGGCUAUUGGUCAGUGAUCUUUGUGCUGCAACUACGUUUUAUCCUUAGCUUUGCCCAAAAGAGUCUCGUUUUUUUUCCUCGAAUGGGUUAUUUUAGGUCGCUGUUUCACACGGACAUUAUGAAAUGCGUUUGACUACGUUCUGCACAAUUGCUUGAAAGCUCUGAUCGUAAUGCUGUGGUACACAACUACGUUGAGGGUCUGCUUUAGACUUGUGCGUUGGAAACCCCGUCAGAAGACCCUGCCUAACUUUACUUUCCAACACACUUCGCGGACUCUUUCCACUUCUCCGUGCGCCUCAACGCCGUAUGAGAUAAACAAACCGCUCAAGCAAUGGACUCUAGUUGUUAACCCAUUCAGCAAAGUGCGCGCACAACUCACUUGCAGCAUUUCCAUACGUCCUUUAGACCCACAUGCUUUCCCUGAGUCGAACCGUGCUUUCAUCACCGUUCACGGUACCAGUGCCGACCAGGGAAUCAAGCUGGACAACGUCCAUGUGCACUACGAUGACCAAAGUAAGGAGCUACUCAUUCUGUCAGAGAAGGUCAACAGCAACAUGUCCGUGGAGUUGACUGCUCCGGUAAAAAGUGAUCUUUACAUCACAGCUAAAGGAGAAGGUAAUGUUCGGGUCGAGAACAUGGAGUGUGACGUGUGCAAGGUGCAGACAGAGAGGGGGAAUUGCGUGCUGCACUCUGUCAAGGCUCACCGGGUAGAAGUACGGACCCAGGGCGGGGCCAUCACCUGCGGGGGAACUAUCCACGGCAAUGUGGACAUCAGCGCCACAGGGGAUGGGGCGGUGGACAUGAAGAAGGUCCAGGGGACGGUGCUUGGGGUGGCCACGGAGCGUGGCCCUCUGAAGAUAAAAGCCAUCUAUGCUGAAAACAUCCUGGUUUCCUCCAGCUCAGGACCCAUCCAGCUGGGUCAUGUGCACGGGAAUGCCAGCGUGCGGUCAGAGGCUGGGGACAUCGUAGUAGACAGCUCCAGCAGCCACCUCCACGUGUCCUCCCUGAGGGGAGACGUUGAUGCCUACGUGGGAGAGAGCGGCACGGCUGAGCUCAGCAGCCUGGAAGGCUCAGUGUGCGUGCGUGUGCCUGCCUCCUCCCGGGCAGGCCUGAGGCUGCGUGGGGGUUCUGUGGAGCUCAGUCCAGAGGUCACCCUGCAGGAAGCAGCCUGCUACUCCAAAAGUGGCCAAACUCACAUCACUGGCUUUAUGAACCAGCCCCAGGACGGACAGUGGAUUGACGCCCAGACAGACAGAGGCACCGUUAGGGUGAAGACACAGAGCUGGUUUGAGUCCCUGAAACUGGGGAGCUGAGUUCGUCCCUUCCUCGAACCCUUGAAACCUGGGCAGUAGAGCAGCCAUGAUAUGCCCACCCCCCAGGCGGCAGAAUGGACCCACACAGUUUGACCCCAUUUGGAAGAACCAUCGCUUAGAAACGUUUCCUGGGAUGUACUAAAAUGGAUAUUGUAUGUAAUCAAUCAUGUUUUGUUUUUUAAGUUAUUUCAAAUGCUAAAUGAAACCCAAACUAAAAGAAAGAAUAUAUAGGUCAUGAUUAGCAGGGCUGGUGAGUGUGUGGACGUGCUCCCCUGGGGAUGUAUGAUGGAAUAUGUAUCUAAUAUAAAAACAUGGAAUUCCAUGAAGAAAUGGGUCCUUUAAUAACCGGUAUUCAUUCUGGUCAUUCUUUGAUUACUCCGGUUGGCUGCACAUGUCGAGGACACGCCUCUUUCAUUCCUGCUCUUGUUGUCAUGGAAGCUGGUGUUUCUGAGAACGGUUGCUUGCUCUUCCUCUUCCCAAGUGUCAUCUACUUUGCCAGGCUUUCUGAUUGGCUGCAGUAGCUGGUCCAGGUUGUUGUAGCCGAACCAGUAGGGGGCGUCGUCAUGGCUAUGCUCCCAGAGCUUGACCCUUGUCUGCAGCUUCACAGCGGCCAGCCUGCAGGAGCACACACACACACACAUCAUGG